This is a messenger RNA of Peronospora farinosa, 2058 nucleotides long. The record is from the annotation of a GenBank genome assembly. Lineage: Eukaryota; Oomycota; Peronosporomycetes; Peronosporales; Peronosporaceae.
AUGGCCGAAGACUUGAGUGUCUCGGUCUCAGGUCAUAAGCAUCCACGUAUUCCAACAUCUGAACCGAUACAAGAGCCAUUCGUGUCCCUCCCUUCUGAUACCUCAAUUGUGCUAAACUUUGCAUCAGAGGCUGUACAAGAACCUCAACAAGUGCAGAAUGGCGGUCUAUCGCGUACAACAUCGGGUCUUCCUCUCGGUCGGCGUAUGCGACUAACACUCGGUCAAAAACGUGAGGUAGUGGACCUCGCGGCUAGCAAGAAAUUCACACAUCGAGAACUGGCUGAGAAGUUUUGUGUCGGUCGCACAACAAUCACUAAUAUCUGCAGACAAGAAGAUUUGAUUCGAACCGAGACGGAUUCCGCUGAUGCUACGAAGAAAAAACGCAAGACAACCAAAUGCACGUACGACCUGCGAAUACUGGAUGAGUGUCUACAUAAAUGGAGGAUGGAAGUGAAAGUUUCGAGUCCCGAGACGAAGCUCACAGGUACAGUGUUGCAACAUAAAGCAAUGGAAUUGGCUUGCAAAAUUAGUCAAGAGCCGUACGCAGUUUUACCGGACAAGGUGAAGCAAGCACUCCAGAGAUUUACAGGUUCAAAUGGCUGGUUGGAUGGAUAUAGGACGAGAUUUGGAUCGUUCAGCAGUAAACAGACACAUGGAGCAGGAGACCAGAGUGUUAUCAAGAGUGUGGACAUUCAGACAAGACUACGAGAGCUGCAUCAUAGUUUUAGUAAUGUCGAGCUGGAUGAUAUUUGGACAGGAAGUGAGUUUGCCGUCAUGUACAAAUUACCUAUGCCGGAUGAGAGUGGACAUGCAGAUGGUAACAAUGGAAGGUAUACGGUGGCGCUCUUUAUUAGUGCGGCUGGAGAAAAGUUUGACAUGCAAGUAAUUGGUAUGGAUCGCAGCCCACUUCUAUUGGAAGCAGUUGACACACAGAAGAUGUACAAUAUUCAGUAUGGAUACUCAAAGACGGGGUGGCAGGUGGCACAGACGACGGUGAGCAUGCUAAAGUCUCUGAACGCACUUGCUCGAGAACGCAAACGCACGUUUCGUGUGGUUUUAGACUCGGCAGUGCCACAUGUUAAGGCUGCAAUGAUUUUGGAUUCACAGGGAGACCAACGCACGUUCUUUGUGUACGAUCAUCUUCAAAUUUACUUCUUACCCCCAAAUUUUAAGGUUUUGCGGUUCCAUCCAUGCCAUCUUGGCGUAAUUCAAGCUUUUAAGGCUCGCUUUCGUAGCGAGAUGCUUGAGACGUUGUUCAGCAAUUAUCGACAUGGCGUCAACAGUCAGGAUCCGCAUGGUUUCCAUCCGCAGCGACACUUGCACACACGAAACAUUUUUCAUUGGCUUCACGUGGCGCUCUACAGCCUUGACAAGCAACUUAUUCAGUCUUGUUGGGUUCGCAGUGGCUUGUUGCCUACACAGGUGAUUGCAUCUCUUAACUUGCGUGCCAUUUUGAGCAGUAACGGUGUGGACGAAUCGUCCGUAAAUGUCAUUCCUAUCAUUCCCAGUGGCAGCGGUAGCGAUAGUAAUGCUGCUGACGUUAAUCUAGUGAAGAAAGUGGCUUCAAAUGGUGAUCCCUGCUCGACCACCAUCACUCAAGGAGGUUUGCCGCCUCCAGCGCUAUUGUACCAUGAUCUGCAGCAACAGCUGACAAAUAUCGCCCAGCUUGCUCCUGACUUUCUACGCUGGAUUGGCGUGAGUGACCCUAGGAAUGCACAGGCAUAUGCGGAGAUUGAAGGCAACGCCUUGGUGACUGACCCUGGUAUCGACGAGGUUCAAAUCAUUCGCGGUGUGUUGCAAAGGCAUGGAUACUUGUCCACUAAGAAACUUGACGACGAGAGUCAUGUAGAGGGGUCGUACGAAACCUUCACAGAUGUAGCUGAGGAGCUCUGUCCGGGGCACGACGAGGUUAUGGCUUCCAUAGGGAUCCUUAAGACGUAUUUGCGUCUGUCACGGGACACGUUACCAUCGCGUGUCGAAGCAAUUGUGCAACUAAACAAAGUUAAAAAAGCAGUUGAUGCUGUCGCCUUCCGCGAGACAGUAAUUCGUGACGUGUGA